AUGUCUAAACCCAAGAUUAUCGGCGAACUAGUGAUUGUUGCAUACAAAGCUAGACACUUGCCUGAACGUGAGGUUAUUGGCAAGCAAGAUCCAUUUGUCGUUUUCCGUAUUGGCGAAGUGAUUCAAAAGACUAAAACUGAUUUAAGAGGCGGUCAACACCCGACUUGGGAUGAUCAGGUCACGCUUCCUAUUCCCGAGAAAAAGACAACCGUGUUAGUGCAGGUAUAUGACGAGGAUGGAAAGAGACAGGAGCUCAUCUCAGAGUGCGAUCUGGAUAUCACCAAAGUGUUGCAAGAAGGCGAGGAAGAUAACUGGUAUCCUUUGAGCUACAAGGGUCGAUCUGCUGGUGAGAUUUACUUGGAGUUGACAUUUUAUUCUGCUCGUCCUCCACCAAAACGCCAGCCUACAAGAUAUGGUAUGAGUAAAAAGCUCAAGCCAGUAGGAGGUUAUGUUCCUACUGUACCUCCUCCUCCAUCAGGUCACGUACAGAACAGACCUUAUCCAGCCUCACCCCAAUAUCCUCCUCAGCCCAGUGGUGUCGCAAGACCAGCUGCUCCACCUGUACCAGUCGAAUCUCAUUCCACUCCUAUUCACGGCAGCAGCCCAUACCCACCUCAUCAACAGCAGCAGCAACAGCAACAACAACGCCCACCGUACAACUAUGGUGCCAGCAUGAAUACACCACGCCCUUAUCCUCCUCCCAACCCUACCCCAUCCAUCUCAACUGGAUCACAGCAUGCAUAUCCUCCUCAGCAGCAGCAGCCAUAUCCUCCUGCUAACCAAAGCAGUCGCCCUGUCUCAUUUGGUGGUCAACCGUCUGCUGCUUUCAAUGGCAAUCGCCCUUCGUCGCCACCUGUGCCUGGAUCUGGUGGUAAUUUCGGCAACUCAUCUGCACCUUUGCACGCUCCUCUUUUAUCUUCCUCUUAUAGCCCACAAUCCAACACAGGCCAUCCUAGUUAUGGUGGAGGCUAUCCAUCUAGUGGCAACAAUGGCUAUCCACCAAGCAGUGGCUAUCCUCCACAAAACAGCAAUGCUGGUAACAGAAACAGCUACCCUGCAUAUAAUACCAGUAGCCCCUAUCCACCUCAGCAUUCAUCAUUCGGAUUCCCUGAGCCACAACAGUUUUCUGGUGGAUACAUUCCUCAUGCUGAUCCCCUGGGUACACCUUUUGCCGCUCAUCAAGGCACUUUCCCACCACCUGCCCACAACGGCUAUCCUCCACCUACAAGCGGUAGUUACCCGCCCCAACAGCAUCAAGGAGGUUAUCCUCCAAGCGGAUAUCCACCUUAUCAGUAA
Messenger RNA from Mucor velutinosus, 1296 nucleotides. RefSeq lists its product as uncharacterized. The record is from RefSeq and is a predicted model, not a curated record. Lineage: Eukaryota; Fungi; Mucoromycota; Mucoromycetes; Mucorales; Mucoraceae. The transcript is spliced from 7 exons. The coding region runs from base 1 to 1296 and encodes 431 amino acids.